Molecule: messenger RNA, 300 nt
Organism: Salvia miltiorrhiza (redroot sage)
Lineage: Eukaryota; Viridiplantae; Streptophyta; Magnoliopsida; Lamiales; Lamiaceae
Source: the annotation of a RefSeq genome assembly
AUGGAAAGCAAACCAAGCAGGAGAAUUCACUCAAUAUGUGUAGCUAAGCGGCGAGUUAGAGGAGAGAGAAGAAGCUACCCACUCGGCCAAUCGGGAGUUAGCGGCAUUGAGUUAAGUAAUAGAAAGAGUUCCAUCAAUCGGCAACCGAACCUGCGGCUAAAGUAUUUCACUUCCCUUGCUAAUCGAUAUGCCAAACAGUUGCUUGAGUUGAGGACUACAGGGUCCUUUUGGCUCUUUCUUCGCUUCGCCCCUUGUUUUCUUGUAGUUUUUUUAGUUGAUUCAGUUUUUCUUUACUUGUGA